CAUUCAUCUCUCGCACACGGUUCCUAGGUAACAUCUUCUGCAACUAAAAACGCCAUGGAUAAAUCCAAAGGUUCUACAAGAGCAAUAAUGCUUUCACUGUUCGUCGUCUCUCAGUUGAUGAUCAUAUCCACAGUUGGAGAUGGAGGAGUUGCAGGGGCUGAUCCAGGUCCAAACGCUAUAGAAAGAGGCAUCAACUUUAUAAGCCCUUUGGAAAAAUUUACAUAUUUGAUCAAACUUGCUUGGGCUCACUUCAGAGUCCCAGAUUCAGAGAGAAUCAAGGAAGGAGGGUCAAAUGCUGGGGAGUUUAUAAGAAACGUUGCUGUAAAGAGUUUUGAGGAAAGUGAAGAAACUGCGGAACGGAUUGCUAAAGCCGCAGGAGAUGCAGUUCAUGAAGCCGCAGAGAAUGUCAAAAAAAGCGUCUCCGAUCACGUUAGGCAGCAAAACGAUCUCUGAUUAACUAGGGUUUGUAAUUAAUUAAAUGUGCAUGGGUUGCCUGUAGAUUCUUUUUUUU
Molecule: messenger RNA, 511 nt
Organism: Macadamia integrifolia
Lineage: Eukaryota; Viridiplantae; Streptophyta; Magnoliopsida; Proteales; Proteaceae
Exons: 2
Coding region: 55-453 (132 amino acids)
Source: RefSeq, a predicted model, not a curated record